AUGAGCCUGUUUGGAACGACCUCGAAGUUUGGAAGCAACGGGAGCUCGGUGGGCACGUUCGGCAGCGCGGCCGCGGAUCACCACAACCCCAUGAAGGACAUCGAGGUGACGUCUUCUCCCGACGACAGCAUCGGCUGCCUGUCGUUCAGCCCGGCAUCCUUGCCGGGCAACUUCCUCGUGGCAGGGUCGUGGGCGAACGACGUGCGCUGCUGGGAGGUCCAGGACAACGGGCAGACGGUCCCCAAAGCCCAGCACAUCCACGCGGGGCCCGUGCUCGGGGUGUGCUGGAGCGACGACGGGAGCAAGGUGUUCACCGCCUCGUGCGACAAGACUGCCAAGAUGUGGGACCUCAACAGCAACCUCGCCAUUCAGAUCGCCCAGCACGACGCCCCCAUCAAAACCGUCCACUGGAUCAAAGCCUCCAACUACAGGUGUGUGAUGACCGGGAGCUGGGACCGGACGCUGAAGUUUUGGGAUACCCGCUCGUCAAACCCAGUGAUGGCCUUACAGCUCCCAGAACGCUGCUACUGCGCUGACGUGGUGUACCCCAUGGCCGUGGUGGCCACGGCCAGAAGGGGCCUGAUCGUCUAUCAGCUGGAGAACCAGCCCUCGGAGGUCAGGAGGGUCGAGUCCUCGCUGAAGUUCCAAAAUCGCUGCGUGGCUAUUUUUAAGGACAAGCACCACAAACCGAACGGCUUUGCCCUGGGGAGCAUCGAGGGGAAAAUCGCCUUCCACUACCUCAACGUCCCAAAUUCGGUCAAAGACAGUUUCACCUUCAAAUGCCAUCGUUCCAAUAGAGCCAACUCUUCAGGCUCCCAGGACAUCUACGCGGUGAACGGGAUGGCUUUCCACCCGAUCCACGGCACCCUGGCCACGGUGGGGUCUGACGGUCGCUUCAACUUCUGGGACAAAGAUGGCAGGGCAAAACUGAAGACUUCGGAACCGCUGGACCAGCCCAUCUCGGCUUGCUGCUUCAACCACAACGGAAACAUAUUUGCUUAUGCCUCCAGCUAUGACUGGUCCAAGGGACACGAGUUUUACAAUCCCAAAAGGAAAAAUUACAUCUUCCUCCGCAAUGCGGCCGAGGAGCUAAAGCCUAGGAACGGCAAGUAG
This is a messenger RNA of Jaculus jaculus (lesser Egyptian jerboa), 1113 nucleotides long. RefSeq names its product mRNA export factor-like. The record is from RefSeq and is a predicted model, not a curated record. Gene Ontology annotation, biological process: RNA export from nucleus; transcription-dependent tethering of RNA polymerase II gene DNA at nuclear periphery. Gene Ontology annotation, cellular component: nuclear pore. NCBI's taxonomy places the organism in Eukaryota, Metazoa, Chordata, Mammalia, Rodentia, Dipodidae. The transcript has a single exon. Gene Ontology annotation, molecular function: RNA binding; ubiquitin binding. Bases 1 to 1113 code for a protein of 370 amino acids.